Messenger RNA from Hyaloscypha bicolor E, 1098 nucleotides. RefSeq names its product steroid 5 alpha-reductase. Gene Ontology annotation, molecular function: 3-oxo-5-alpha-steroid 4-dehydrogenase activity. Gene Ontology annotation, biological process: steroid metabolic process. The record is from RefSeq and is a predicted model, not a curated record. Bases 1 to 897 code for a protein of 298 amino acids. The transcript is spliced from 3 exons. Gene Ontology annotation, cellular component: membrane. Lineage: Eukaryota; Fungi; Ascomycota; Leotiomycetes; Helotiales; Hyaloscyphaceae.
AUGGCGCUCAUCAAGAAUUAUAUGCCUCCGUCAAGAGAGAACUGGGAGUGGGUUGUAUACCUGUUUCAAUUCUUCCCAGUGUUGGCAAGCUUACAGUGGGCCAUCUCCUGGUAUGGAGCUGGCAAGACAUCUUCAAAUAGUCGAUUCAAUAUCCCGGGCAAAAUCGCGUGGCUCACAAUGGAGGCGCCAGGUUUUCUCACUCUUCUCUACAUCAUGAACACGCUACCAGCAGAACAAGGCAUCGCGUCACUCCCUUGGGAGAAUAAGGUUAUGGGAGCUCUCUUCGUAAUCCACUACAUCUACCGCGCUAUCAUGACACCCUUCCUCAACCCCUCGAUGUCCCCUAUCCACCCUCUCGUUUGGCUCUUCGCCCUCACGUUCCAACUCUCAAAUGGCACCUCCAUCGGCUGCUGGCUCGGAGGCUACGGCCCCACAACCCGUGCAGAGUGGCAGAAAGAAGCAAACUUCAAAGCUGGCGGGCGCAUAGUAUUCGGUAUAAUGAUCUGGGCUCUCGGACUCCUCACUAACAUCUACCACGAUGACGAGCUGCGAGAGAUUCGCCGAGCGGCCGCACGGAAUCAGAAGAAGAGGGCUGCGGAAGCGGACAGUAGUACGGGGAAAGGAAAGAGCGGUGAGAAGGGCGUGGAUAAGGUUUACAUGAUUCCGCAGAACGGGCUGUUCACUUGGAUUCUGUAUCCGCAUUAUUUGUGUGAGUGGAUUGAGUGGGGAGGUUUCUGGAUUGUUGGGGGCUGGGGCUGUGUCCCUGCCAGGAAUUUUCUGGUCAAUGAGAUUACAGCCAUGCUGCCGAGAGCAGUCUCGGGGAAGCAGUGGUACAUUGAGAGAUUUGGGAAGGAGAAGGUUGGGAAUAGGAAGGCAAUUAUUCCUGGAAUUCUGUGAGAGGUGUCAUACAGGAAAAGGACUUGGCUGCUUUUGGGUGGCAUCAUCACAGCGGGGUAAUGGGAAUUAAUAGUAAUGAGGAUGGGUGUAUUUUCAUUAUUGCAUCAGCGGCGGUAUAAAAGGGAUUGUAGCGACAGUAAACUCCAAAUUGAAAUAAUAGCAGACCAACAGAGUCAUUCACAAUCAUUAAUAUAACCCAUU